Trichomycterus rosablanca is the source of this 984-nucleotide messenger RNA. It is a transcript of the gene ebp, whose product is annotated as EBP cholestenol delta-isomerase. NCBI's taxonomy places the organism in Eukaryota, Metazoa, Chordata, Actinopteri, Siluriformes, Trichomycteridae. Gene Ontology annotation, biological process: cholesterol biosynthetic process. The record is from RefSeq and is a predicted model, not a curated record. Bases 96 to 791 code for a protein of 231 amino acids. Gene Ontology annotation, cellular component: membrane; endoplasmic reticulum. The transcript has 5 exons. Gene Ontology annotation, molecular function: C-8 sterol isomerase activity; steroid Delta-isomerase activity; cholestenol delta-isomerase activity.
UAGGUUUUAAUUGUACCUGGUCUGACACUUCUGAGUGCAAGAGUCAAAACCACGUGUCUUUUCUUCUAUUGUAAUUUCUUCUACUUUAGUUAAAGAUGUCAAAAAUGGCAGCUGAACAUAUAAGUCACCCAUACUGGCCCAGAGACCUGCACAUUCCCAGCUACAUAGAAAAUGAACGCUCCAUGUUUGAAAUUGUUACGUUCCUGUUUUCUGUGUCUGGGCUGUUGGUCUUGUUGGCCUGGACUUUGACAGGAUGUUGUGUAAGUGGAGAAAGACUGAGCAGCUGGAGAAGGUUAGCACUGUGCUGGUUUACUGUGUGUGGCUUCAUCCAUGGUGUCAUAGAAGGCUGGUUCUCACUCUACUACAGCAUCAUUCCAGGAGACCAGAGCUUUCUUUCCCAACUCUGGAAAGAAUAUUCAAAAGGAGACAGCAGAUAUGUCAUAGCUGAUAAUUUUACGGUGUGUAUGGAAACAGUGACUGCAUGUCUGUGGGGACCUUUUAGUCUGUGGAUUGUAGUGGCCUUCUUGUACAAUCGCCCCUACAGAUUUGUUCUACAGCUAAUUGUAUCAUUAGGGCAGCUGUAUGGAGCCGUUCUCUACUUCUACACUGAACACAGAGAUGGGUACAUGCACAGCGAAUAUGGCCAUCCCAUCUAUUUCUGGUUUUACUUUGUCUUUAUGAAUGUCCUGUGGAUUGUGAUUCCUUUCAUUCUUAUCGUGGACUCUUGGUGCCAGUUAUCAAGCUCUCAAGCCUCGGCAGACCAGAGAGUACGCAAACACAAGUCCAAAUAGACAAGAAAUGAAGUUUAGGAGAAUGAGUGACUGUAUUGUAAUUGUAAUUGUAAUUAAAGCUUAUAAACUCUUUUCAUGUGAACAUUUUUAUAGUUUGUAUGAUUUAUGUUUAUGAUAUGAGUAAAGUAUGCUCAGCAAAACAUAUGUUUCAUUAUUUUAUAUUUUCUUGGGAAUAAACACAAUCUUAAUUUUA